AUGAACUUUAGCGACACCAUCGACGUCGCACACGGAACUCUGACUUCACAAGUACAAAUUGCAGACAUAUCAUUCCUGCUCCUGGAAGACCGUGGUUUUCCGGUCAGUAUAUGGUUCGAUCUAAGGCCUCAGCCUGGUAAAACGGUGUAUUUCUAUCAGCAGAUAGCAUCCAGCUUUUAUCCCGCCAGCACAUUAUCCUUUACCUUCUCCCCUCCAUAUGCGGCUGUUGCUCCUGAUGCGCUGAUGGGAGGCAUUGCUGUUUAUGCAGCUGACAGAUUGGGAAAACUAGAAGCAGGCUUCAACUUCUAUGCUAAGCUCGUUCUCAGCAUAUCCUCUAUGCUGUAA
This is a messenger RNA of Fusarium fujikuroi IMI 58289, 345 nucleotides long. RefSeq lists its product as uncharacterized. Lineage: Eukaryota; Fungi; Ascomycota; Sordariomycetes; Hypocreales; Nectriaceae. The record is from RefSeq and is a predicted model, not a curated record. The transcript is spliced from 2 exons. The coding region runs from base 1 to 345 and encodes 114 amino acids.